Molecule: messenger RNA, 637 nt
Organism: Octodon degus (degu)
Lineage: Eukaryota; Metazoa; Chordata; Mammalia; Rodentia; Octodontidae
Product: synaptosomal-associated protein 23-like
Exons: 1
Coding region: 2-637 (211 amino acids)
Biological process (GO): exocytosis; synaptic vesicle priming; synaptic vesicle fusion to presynaptic active zone membrane
Cellular component (GO): plasma membrane; synaptobrevin 2-SNAP-25-syntaxin-1a-complexin I complex
Molecular function (GO): SNAP receptor activity; syntaxin-1 binding
Source: RefSeq, a predicted model, not a curated record
CAUGGAUCAUCUGUCACCUGAAGACAUUCAGCUAAGGGCUAACCAGCUUACUGAUGAGUCUCUGGAGAGUACAAGGAAAAUGCUGGACUUAGCUGUACAGUCUGAAGAUGCAGGAAUCCAGACCAUCACCAUGCUGGGUGAACAAGGGGAACAACUAAACUGCAUAGUAGAAGGCAUGGACCAGAUAAAUAAAGAUAUAAGAGAGACAGAGAAGACUUUAACAGAGUUCAACAAGUGCUGUGGCCUUUGUGUCUGUCUAUGUAGCAGGACAAAGAACUUUGAGUCUAGCAAGGCCUCUAAGGCAACAUGGGGAGAAGGUGGAGAAAAAUCAUCCAGCAAGGUGGUAUCCAAGCAACCAGCGAGAGUUACAAAUGGGCAGCCUCAGCAGCCCGCUACCACAGUGGCCAGUGGUAGAUGCAUUAAACAGAUAACCACUGAUGCCAGAGAAGAAGAGAUGCAGGAGAACCUGACUCAAGUGGGCAGUAUCCUGGGAAAUCUAAAAAAAAUGGCCUCGGACAUGGGCAAUAAAAUUGAAGUUCAAAAUCGACAAAUAGACGCAAUCACAAAAAAGGUUGAUACUAGCAAAGAUCAUAUUGAUGUUGCCAAUACUGAAGCAAAGAAACUCAUUGACAGCUAA